UAUCUAUCUAUCUAUCUAUAGUAGGUUUAUAUGUGUGUGUGUGUGUGGUAGGUUUUUAGCUAAAUUCAAUAAGCAUGCCACACUUAAAGAACAUGCAGUGUUGGUUUCUGGGAGGUUUAAAAGCAACCGUUGUUGGUCAGUGUAACUUUUCUUCUCGUGUCCAAAACUGAGUGGAAACAGAGUCAGGAUAAAAUAGUUAAAAUGGUGAUACAGUGUCACUGAUAAAAUUAGACACUCUGAUCUCUAAACAUGAAGAUGAGGAUUGUCCUCUGUGACUUAAAAAAUGUCUAGUGCUUGUAUUUUUCUCGGUGUGUGCAUAUAAAUAUAGUCAACUAAUUAAUUCGAUUUUUUCCUCCUCAAAGACUAAUUGAAAUUUAAAGGGAGAUGUAUUUUGAUUUCUAAAGACAAUAAUACCCACAACGCAAAGUUACAGUAAAGUUACAGUAAAAUGACAGAAUUAGAAAUUAAAAUAAAUUUAUAGGCUACAUAAAGAAACUGACUGACUCACAGACAAGUAAUGCUGACUAAAGACAUCACAUAUAGAAACAAAUCCUUAUUUUACCCUUAUUGGUUUACUCACAACAUACUUUUGGUUCAUCAGUUGUUUAAUUCAAAUGGAUCACUAAUGACACAUCAAGACUUCAUGUUAAAAUAUAGUAUCGUAAUUCCUAUUAGUGAAUUUAAUAUUGUUAUAAGUGCAAUCCCUGCUAGAGUAAUUAUGUUAUUUAAAAGUACAGCAGGACAGAAUCCAACAGUAUUAUCCAUUGAUCCAACCAAACUUGAAAUGAGUCAAAUUUGUUUAUCUUCAACACGCAGUAGUAAUCUUCAUAUACGUUCAUUAUUUCAGAAAGAAGUCGUAUCAGUUCCAUAUGUGGUAGCUUAUUGGAACAACUUUGUUAAUAACCUUGACUGGAAAAAGAUUUGGAAUAGAUAUAUGAUAAAUCAGAUCAGAUUCAGAUUCAGAGUUUCUUUAUUGUCAUUGCAACAAGUGCAACGAAAGGUAAGGUGCAGGCCAUUUCAGUGCAAAAAAAAAAACCAAAGCAAAUAUAUAAAACUUUGUGAAAAUAAAAACACAAAAAGACAAGAUAAAAUGACAAUAAGUAGGCACAGUCCAAAAAGCACAGAUUGAAAAGGGUACGUACAUAAGGUGCAGAGAGGAAAUAAUAAAGUAAAAGAAGUAUCUUUUAAAAUGAUUCACAGAUUUUACCCAUCUAAAAGUUUUUUAUAGGUGUCAGUUGCUCUUUCUGUGAAGGAGACUCUGAAGAUGUUUUUCAUUUAUUUUGCUCUUGCCCUUUCUCUACCAAAUUAUGGGAAGAUAUUUGCAACUUGAUUUCUACUUGUACUGAACCACAUUUUUCUUUUUGCUUUGAACAUAUAUUGUUUGGCUCCACUGACUAUCCAUCUGCGGAAAAAAACAAACAAUUUCAUAUCAUUGAUCUUAUUAUACUGUUAGCCAAAUGGCAUAUCCACAAAUGUCAAUACACUUAUCAAAAACCACCACUAAUAUGGAAGCCGUUAAGACUUUGGAUUUAUUUGCUCUUUUUAAUGUAUUUGUGUAAUAUGAUAUUCUGAAAUGUUGCCUCUGAAUGUACCGGCGGGUGUCAUUGCAUUUUUGUAUUUCUUAAUAAAGAUUAAAAAAAAGUAAUGUUUACUACUGGAAUUGGGAAUUACGACUUUACGAGGAGCUCUUGAACUACUCCAAUGUCUGCGCGUGGGCGACUCAGCUGGUGUGUGGUGAGUGUGUGAGUGUGUGAGUGUGUGUUCGUGGGGGAGGAGGAAACGCCGCUGAAACCUCCUCUGCCAUGAAGGACAGGUCGGACUGUCAGCAGCCGGCCUGAACACAUCCUCCCUCCCUCCGUCUGGACGGUCACCAUGGAUUUCGUGCUGAGCGGAGCGGCGGCCUGCGGAGCCUGUCUGUUCACCAACCCGCUGGAGGUGGUCAAGACGCGGAUGCAGCUUCAGGGAGAGCUCAAGAGCCGGGGCUCCUACCAGGUUUACUACCGCAACGUGUUCCACGCUUUCUACACCAUCGGGAAAGUGGACGGACUGGCCGGCUUACAGAAGGGACUGGUACCCGGGCUGGUCUAUCAGUUUUGUAUGAAUGGAGUCAGGCUCGGCUCGUACGCCAUCAUUGAGUCCUCUGGUUACAUCCACACUAAUGGAAGGGUCAGCGCGGCCAAAACCACCAUAGCAGGGGCCCUGGCUGGAGUGGUGGGAGCCGUGAUGGGAAGUCCUGUGUACUUGGUGAAGACUCAUCUGCAGAGCCAGGCUACCUCCUCUAUUGCAGUUGGGCAUCAGUAUCAACAUGAGGGGAUGGUGCACGCUCUGUCAGCCAUCUACAGACAGCAUGGCAUUCUGGGACUGUGGAGGGGCUCCAGUGCUGCUGUGCCGAGGGUCAGCGUGGGGUCCGCUGCACAACUCUCCACCUUCUCCUCCUCCAAGGAGCUUGUGAUUGACCUACAGGUGUUCCCAAAGGACAGCUGGUUGGUGGCUUUGAGUGCCGGCAUGAUCAGCAGCGUGGUGGUGGUGGCGGCUAUGACACCUUUUGAUGUCGUGAGCACGCGGCUCUACAACCAGCCUGUGGAUCAUUUGGGCAAGGGUCAGCUUUACAAAGGAUUCCCCGACUGCUUUACAAAGACGCUGAGGAAGGAGGGCCUGUUGGGACUUUACAAAGGCUUGGGAGCCUCUUAUUUCCGGCUGGGCCCACACACCAUUCUGUCUCUGUUCUUCUGGGAUGAACUACGCAAAGUGUACCAGAAGAUCAGAUAACACCAGGGACAAGGAAUCUGGAAUGGGUAACUCAUUAAGCUCUGAGUGCGCAGGUGAAAUUAAUCCUCAUCCAAUGAGGAUACUGAUAUGAGGUUAAAGGAUGGUGGGAACAGAAGGGGCAAAGGUAGCAUUUUACAAUCCAAUAAGAGAACUCAUCAUUGCAGUCAAAAUGUGUCAGGAAGAAGGCAAAAAUGUCAACACUGCAUAUAUGAAAACCCACAUAGGAACUUAACAGAUUACACAAUAGACCUCAUAUACCGUAUAGUAUAUGUCAAACAUCAUGGCUCUUAUAUAGCUCUUAAACACCUCAGUUAUGUCAUUCCAAAAGAUUUUUAAAAACUGCACUCGACACAACUAUGAACUCUCCGGAGAAAGCAUCAAGUGUGGCUCACAGUUUUAGAAAAUGAGGAACUCCAAUGUGAAAUGAUUGGUGCAAAUUGUGGCAGCUGCUCCGUGUAGUUAACACAGGUUAACACGUAUGUGAUGAGGUAGGGGAACAAAGCAUAAAGUUUGUCCAGUCAAAGUGUCAAAACAGGAGUUAUAGGCAACGUUUUCAUGAAUGUUUACUGUGUUACACCCGUGGGGUGUAGUAAUGACCAACAAAAUGAGUUAUUGCAGUGAUGAGCAUAAAGUGAGACUACUCCCAUGACAGGGAGAGAAAUGGCAACACAAUAUGAACCUGUCUUACCUUUUUACGUUAAGUCCUUGAUGACUAAUAAAUAAUGCAGCAUAGGUAAUCUGGUCUUCUUCUCUAUGGCAAAAAUGAGAACAUGUCAUUUUAACAUGGUGACAGUAAAAUAACUCUCCGUGUCCACUUGAUAAGACUACCUCCAUGUUCUUUAUUUUUUUCUGCAUAUUAUUAUUAAGAUAAGGAACGACCUGAACUGUAAUAAAACUGAGUUUUACAUCUACCUGUGAAUGCACCUCGAUAAUAGAGCCAGAAACACUGAGGAGGAUUCACCUCUCUGAGCACCUUAAGGAGAUAAGUUACAUGUUUGCAUCACAUAGGUACAAAAAAAAUGUCUUUCAUAUAGGUGGUGGUUAAUUGACCUGUUUCUGCUAAUCUUUCUCUGUCUAUAUUAUAUAUUAUGAUUGAAGUAUAAACCUUUUUAAACUGAAAAAGUAAAGUUAGUUGACUUUAAGUUCAUUAUUACCAUCUGUGUGUAAUAUAAAUUCUUACAGUGUGUGUUUUGAGAAACGUCCUUCCUGUCUGAGUAGUAAUAUAUUUUCUAACAAUUACGUUAUUAGUAUUGAUUGUUCUUUUAUUGACACUAACUUUAACCCCUUAUUGAUCAUAUAUCAGUGUGUUUUCAUGGCCUUUGAAAAGUACUUAAAUCCAAGAUAAAGGGUUUUGUUUUUUUUUUAAAAUAAAUUAAAAAAAAAAAUCUUAAAGUAUGAAGUCAUUGAUGUAAGUGAUGAUAUGAUGUCCAGCAGGUUAUUGGGGCUGGGAGCAGAGGAGUUCACAUUAACAUCAUGUACAUAUUGUAAUUUUACAUUCUCCAGGCCAGCAUGAGCUUCCUCAGUGUUUUACCUAGUUGUAGUAGUAAAUGAUGAGUCAUGGUUCUUUGAAGACUGUACAGUUUAGCUGAAUAGCACCAUGAAAUGAACAUUUUAAGCUUUAAAGUCAUCCAUGUUAUUGAUAUGAUAACUUGGGUGAAUUAUGGGUGUAGCUACAGGCAACGUUUUCCAGUGGUAACAGUUAACUAACAGUACACGUACCUGUUUUCCUCGAGCGAUUGAGAACCAAAACACCUCACCUCAGACUGGAUAAUGUGAUCAUACCUCUCAAAGCGUCUGUGUGUUCCUUUUUAACCAAGCGUGUUAGAGAUUAGCUUGUCUUGCUCCAUUUACAUAUUGUUAGUUUAACAGUGCCUGAGCCAGUGUGCAGUAAACAUUUACUCCCUUUAAAAGAUGAUUUAUGAUUUAUGAUGACUCGUAAACAGGCAGUAACACAUUCAGCAAACAUUUAACAUAAUUCUCUUGUAAUUUUAGCUUCAUUUAAAGUCAUGAUGUUUCCCAGCUGAUGCUCCGCUUGUCUGCCUUAAACAUUUUUAUUGGAGUUUUACUGAGUGAGACAUGAUGUUGAAUUUAGUAGCAGACAGCAGUUAUAUAAAGUAUUAGUAGUAGUUAUAUGAUAUGACAUAAGUAUGGAAAAUCAGUGACACGUUCUCAGCCUGGAUGACUGAUGUGAACACACAAUUCAAGGUGUGCUGCUGGGUUCAUUUUUUAUAACAGGAAAUUUUCCAAUGUAGCUUGAGAAUGCAGUCAGACGGGGAAAUUCAGGAACAUCAUGUACUGAUGUUGAGUUACAGACCUGUCAUCCCAGUUGUCAGCCUCUUCUGCAGCUUCUAAUACAAUACUGCUUUUAUUAUGUCUCAGGUCAACUGAACCUCAGGUUACAGGAACAAUUGCUUUUUGUUCUGGCUGCAUGUUGAACACACUUGUUGAAGCCACAAAUUUAGUUCAAUCUGGUUGUACAGAUGCAGACAGCAGAGCUCUGCAAAGACACUUUAGAAUACGCUGCUCUCUAAGGUGUGAGCCAGAUUUGAUGCUUUCUUCAUAAAGUGCAGGACACUCUGCAGACUGGUGAGACUUUAAUAAUACAUUAUUAGUUAGUGAUUUCAGUAAUGACUGAACAGCUUUCAACAUGCGAGCAGUGCUUGUCAUGACACUUGUGAUAAAUGUACAGUAGCUUUAAGAACACAGAUUCGUCCUCUUAACUUGCGUAGGAUAACACAGGAGACAAAUGUUACUGGAGUUUAUUUUGUAUUAUGAUAGUGAAGUUUUUUCUCUCCUGCCGCUGCCAUUUUUAUACUUGACAAGCAACUUGCAAUGACGCUUGUUUGUACCGUGAACAAUGCGUGCGAUAUAUCAUGAGUAGUCCAGUGGGCUAGGACAUGGUACUUAGCAGCAGUAUUAGCUGUACAGUAUAUUUUAUACACUUUCAGAACAAGUAUCAUAAGUAAGAUGGAUCAAGCAGACUUUAAUAGUCUUUCCAAUACCUUUAUAAAAUCCUUGAAAUGAUAGUUCACGCACGUCGAACCAGAAAUGAUUCCUGUCAAAUCAACUUUGUGCCAAAUCCUGUGCCAUUUGUUUCGUUCACAUCAAGCCAGCCACAACUUCUGAUGUUUCAGACACCAAAAAGUACUGAAAGUACCAAACUGGCUGAUGACUCCUUAAAAGAAAAACCAGAUUAGAAACCAGACUGUGAGAACGUUUACUGGCCAGAAGGACCCCUCAGUCAGGUUUUAACCAGGCGUGAAAAACAUUAACAAUUACACCUGAUUCUUAACAUGGUAUACUGCCAUUUCCAUAGCCAUGCCAUUAUGAUAACUCCAUUUUUGUUAAGGUAAAUGGUGCUGUGACUACAAACAGAAAUGUUACUGGUUAGUUAGUUUAUAUGAUGAAGGAGCCUGAGGAAGUAAACAUUCUGAAAUUAAAGGGAGGUUUGUGAAAGACAUGAUGAUGAUGAUGUCAAAAACAUGCAAAAUGCUAAAUGUAUUUUUGAUACUUUUUAUUUGAAAAUUGGUCACUUUAUUUGCAGAUGGUUCCAAUGUUAAGUCUCUGAGUACUUGUGUGUCAUGAAACUUCACGACAGCUGUUCUGAGUCACAUUAAUGAAUGUUGCCUGCAGCAGCUUGAGAAUUUUUUAUGAAUGUGUUACAGAAUAGACUUCCUGAUAUGGGCAGCCAAUAUUUCUGUGCCAUGGACUUGAAGUGCAAAUAAAAGAUUUUUUAUUGGCAGACA
Molecule: messenger RNA, 6515 nt
Organism: Epinephelus fuscoguttatus (brown-marbled grouper)
Lineage: Eukaryota; Metazoa; Chordata; Actinopteri; Perciformes; Serranidae
Gene: slc25a35
Product: solute carrier family 25 member 35
Exons: 5
Coding region: 1873-2769 (298 amino acids)
Source: RefSeq, a predicted model, not a curated record